AUGGGCGACAAAUCACCCGAACAGGCUAGUCGUGGCAAGAAAUCGCCGACCUCUCCGAAGGGCGCCAAGAGUCCGAAGAGCCCCAAGAGCUCAGAAGCCGGGGCACAAGAUCCGACGAGUGAGACCGUCGGCAUUCUACCCGCCCAGCACUGGGUCCAGUCCGCGCAGGAUCAUGGCUACGACGACGACGCGGAGUCGGCUGUAGGCAGUCUGAAUCCCUCCUCGACGGCUUCUAUAUCUUCGAGCAUUCUUAAUUACCGGACCCUUCACGGCCGGACAUACCACGGCGAGGUCGGGAGUGCGGAAUAUUGGGGCGCCAAUGAUGAACAACAGAGCGAAUCUUUGGAUAUAAAAAAGCUGUUGACAUUGGGACUGGAACUGUCCACCCACGUCCGUAUGUUUCCUAACCCUUCGUUCAGCGAUUUCGCCGAUGAGUUCCCUGAGGCAGAGGUGAUCGGAACCGACAUCUCUCCCAUUCAGCCUACCUGGGUCCCCCCGAACCUGAAGUUCGAAAUUGAAGAUUGCACACAGCCAUGGACCUUUGCGCCUGAUACGUUCGAUUACAUCCACAUGCGGUGGCUAAUCGGUAGCAUUCCAGACUGGUCAGCCCUCUUCACUGAGGCCUUCAAGGCUUGUCGGCCGGGCGGCUGGUUCGAGAGUUGUGAGCCCGAGUGUGGAUUCACCAGCGACGACGGCACUGUCAGGGACGAUACGGCUCUCGGGCAAUGGCAGAAGUUCUAUGAAGAGGGCCAGAGGAAGACUGGUCGCGUUUUCACAGUAGUGAGGGAUGGUAUCCAGAGGAAGUGCAUGGAAGAGGCAGGAUUUGUCGACAUCCAAGAGUUUAGCUUCAAGAUUCCGAUCGGCUCCUGGCCCAAGGAUCCAAAGUUGAAAGAGCUCGGCCAAUAUGGCCAACUCGUACUCGAGGCGGAUACGGAGGGUUACAUAUUAUUCAUGGCCAACACGCUGGGCUGGACGAGGGAGGAAAUCCAAGUUUACAUUGCCCAUCUCCGCCGAGAAGUGCGAUCGGGCAAGAUCCAUGCGUACUACAGGCAGAAUAUAAUCUGGGGUCGCAAGCCUGAGUCGGAGUAA
Messenger RNA from Scedosporium apiospermum, 1089 nucleotides. RefSeq lists its product as uncharacterized. The record is from RefSeq and is a predicted model, not a curated record. The transcript has 7 exons. Gene Ontology annotation, molecular function: methyltransferase activity. Bases 1 to 1089 code for a protein of 362 amino acids. Lineage: Eukaryota; Fungi; Ascomycota; Sordariomycetes; Microascales; Microascaceae.